Messenger RNA from Gamsiella multidivaricata, 1186 nucleotides. RefSeq lists its product as uncharacterized. The record is from RefSeq and is a predicted model, not a curated record. The transcript has 3 exons. Gene Ontology annotation, molecular function: oxidoreductase activity, acting on the CH-CH group of donors, NAD or NADP as acceptor. Lineage: Eukaryota; Fungi; Mortierellomycota; Mortierellomycetes; Mortierellales; Mortierellaceae. The coding region runs from base 142 to 1179 and encodes 345 amino acids.
CUAGACCUUUACCGAACAAUCGCGUAUAAAAAGGAACGGACGAUCCUCCCUUAGCUCUCCUCAUCUUCAAGUCUUUCAACUCAAGCACAACUACCCAGCAAACAAUAGAAACCAACUCAAACCAGCAAAAACAUAUUCACCAUGACCCACGACAACAAGGUUAUCUCCAACACCCGUGUCCUGAUCUCCAAGAUCCCCGAGGGCAUCGCACCCAACAAGAGCCACUUCCGAUCUGUCACCAUCACCGAACCUGCGCCUGUUCUCAAGGAGAACGAGAUCUUGGUCCAGAACCUGGUUUUCUCUUUAGAUCCUUACAUCCGAUACGAGUUCCCCGAAGGCGCAACUGAAUCACCAGUGCUCGGAUUCUGUAUCGCCCAAGUGAUCGACUCCAAGAACCCAGCGUUCCCUGUGGGUGCAAAGGUCAGCUCACCCUCGCACUGGGAGCAGUACACCCAUAUUCGCGACCCUUAUUACCUGAGUGAGGUUCAAGCUUUGGGUGACAUUGUCGAUCCCAAGAUCCCGCUAUCGGCCUACAAUGGCGUCCUAGGUGCGCCUGGAUUUACCGUAUGGGACUCGCUCAACUCGAUUGGAAAUCUCAAGAAAGGAGAAACUAUUUACAUCUCCAGUGCUGCAGGAACUCUAGGCCAGCUUGCCGGUCAGCUUGCCAAGCGCAAGGGUCUCCGUGUCAUCGGUUCGGCGGGUACGGACGAAAAAGUCGCCUUCCUCAAGAACGAACUUGGAUUCGAUGCCGCUUUCAAUUACAAAACCCUAGACAAGCGUGUCGCCUUGACCGAGGCCGUUGGCAAAGCCGGCCUCGACAUCUACUAUGAUCUGGUCGGUGAUGACACCGUCGAGAUUGCGCUCGAUCUCCUCAACCAACGCGGCCGCAUUCUUGCCGUCGGUAUUCUGGCGGCCCAUCAGAACAAGGAGCCCUAUGGGCCCAAGAACUUGGCCCAGAUUGUGUUCAAGCAGCUGCGUUACGAAGGCUAUGUGGUCUUUGGUCAGUAUGAGAACCUGGGCAAGUUUUAUGAGGAGGUGACGCCCUUGGUCGCAAGUGGGGAGAUCAAGUAUAAGGAGACCGUGCUGAACCAGGGAGUCGAGACGAUUGGAGAGGUAUAUGCCAAUUUCUUGAGUGGCGCGUAUGUCGGCAAGGUCAAUGUUCAGAUCGCCGAGCUUUAAAGAGCAU